CCCUUUUCCCGCAAUCGUGGCGGGCCCCUGCAAUUUCAAAAAAUCGUCAACUGAAAUCGUCCGAAAACGGUCAAACGAACCUGUUCGUCGCUGCGCUCACUCCAUGAGAUCGCAAUAACGUGCCAUCCGCAACUGCUACUAGCAGUUCCAUAAAAUACACUCAAAUAUGCGGAGAACGUUCCUCAGCACCGGGCCGUCGCGCGCCGUUUACCGCGCGUUCGGCGGCCAACAAUCGCGGCGCACCUUUGCGACGCCCCCCAUCAAGUCCGACACCCCGCCCUCCCCCAUCGAGCCGUCUAAGGAGCAGGCCCACCCGGUCGGACCCUUCUACGAGGCCAUUCUGCGCACCCCGGCGCCCCUGCCGCAGGAGAAGCCCGAAGCCCCGCCGGUAACAUCCAAGACAUCGCCCGCGCAGACGCCCAAGCCGACGCCCAAGCCGGCGCCCGAGCAGCCCAAGCCCGUCCAAGAGAAACCCGCCGCCCCCGCCCCCACCCCCGCGGCCGAGGAAAAGGCUGCCCCGGAGCCGGCAGCCGCCGAAGACAAGAAGCCCGCGCGGCGCCCGCGCAAAGCGAAACAGCCCGCCGGCAAAGACGAGACCAGCCCGAGCUCCAAGGCCAAGUCCGUCCCCUCCUCCUCCUCCUCUCCAGACACCUCCUCCCCCCCACCACCACCACCACCACAAGAAAACCAACCCCAGCCCGAACAAGAACAAACCCCAAAAGAAGAAGAAGAAGCGCGGUCUAACGACUCACCACAGGCCGGCAGCGCCCGCCGCGUCGUCUUCGGGGCCAGCCUAGCCGGGCCGGCGGAGCGGGCGGAGCGGCUGGCGCGGGUGCGGGCCGAGAGCCGCGUGGUGGCGGGCGUGGUGGUGCCCCCGCGGCCCGAGGAGCCCGACAACUGCUGCAUGAGCGGCUGCGUCAACUGCGUGUGGGACCGCUACCGCGACGACGUCGAGGAGUGGGCCGCCCGCGCCGCCGAGGCCGAGCGCCGCCUGGCGGCCGACGAUGCGGGUGCGCAGGUUGGGGUUACCGAGGAUAGUAUGGAGGGCGUGGAGAGGGGCCGGGUCAUGGAGCUGGGCGUGCAUGACGGGGAUGUGGAUCGCGGGGCGGUGGGGGUGGAUGAUGAUGGCGGUGGCUCGGUGGGGAAUUGGGAGGCUGGGUUGUCGUCGUCGCCGCCGCCGCCGCCGUCGGGGAGGAUUGUAAAGGACUUUUGGGAUGAGGAAUUGUACAAAAACGUGCCGGUGGGGAUUAGAGAGUUUAUGAAGCAUGAGAAGAGACUUAAAGAGAAACAUCGGCGGGAAGGGACUGCCGGGGGAUAG
This is a messenger RNA of Chaetomium fimeti, 1318 nucleotides long. Its product is annotated as oxidoreductase-like protein. The transcript has a single exon. Gene Ontology annotation, cellular component: mitochondrion. Bases 167 to 1318 code for a protein of 383 amino acids. Lineage: Eukaryota; Fungi; Ascomycota; Sordariomycetes; Sordariales; Chaetomiaceae. The record is from RefSeq and is a predicted model, not a curated record.